This is a messenger RNA of Eurypyga helias (sunbittern), 1387 nucleotides long. It is a transcript of the gene RIOX2, whose product is annotated as MYC induced nuclear antigen. The record is from RefSeq and is a predicted model, not a curated record. Gene Ontology annotation, cellular component: nucleolus. Bases 2 to 1387 code for a protein of 461 amino acids. Lineage: Eukaryota; Metazoa; Chordata; Aves; Eurypygiformes; Eurypygidae. Gene Ontology annotation, molecular function: histone H3K36 demethylase activity; histone H3K4 demethylase activity. The transcript is spliced from 9 exons.
CAUGCCCAAGAAGGGAGGGAAGCAUGCUGAAAUGGGAAAAGAGACGCAGGCACCAUGUAAACGAGCAAAGGUGGAAGCAGCUUGCUCUCCAUCAGUCAUGAGUUUCGAGAGCCCAGACAGCCUCUUUGGAAGCUUGAUCUCUCCCAUCAAACAAGAGGUGUUUUUCAGGGAGUACUGGGAGCAAAAGCCGCUGCUCGUUCAGAGAAAUGCUCCUCGGCUGGCUGCUUACUACCAGUCCCUGUUCCAGCUGUCAGAUUUGAAGGAACUGUGCAGCCAGGGUCUGUACUAUGGGCGAGAUGUAAAUAUCUGCAGAUGUGUGAAUGGAAAAAAGAAAGUUUUAAAUAAAGAAGGCAGAGUGAACUACAUGCAGCUGAAGAAGGAUUUUGACCAGAAAAAGGCAACAAUACAGUUUCAUCAGCCUCAGAGAUUUAAGGAGGAGCUGUGGAAGAUCCAGGAGAAGCUGGAGUGCUACUUCGGCUCGCUGGUUGGGUCGAAUGUUUACAUUACUCCGCAGGGGUCGCAGGGCCUUCCCCCUCACUACGAUGAUGUUGAGGUGUUCAUCCUGCAGCUAGAAGGCGAGAAACACUGGCGACUCUAUAAGCCAACGGUGCACUUAGCUCGGGAAUAUAAUGUUGAAUCGGAAGACAGGAUUGGGAACCCCACACAUGAAUUUGUAUUAAAGCCAGGUGACUUACUGUACUUCCCAAGAGGGACUAUUCACCAAGCUGACACUCCUCUCGGGACCUCCUAUUCUACACACGUGACCAUCAGCACCUACCAAAACAACUCCUGGGGAGAUUUCUUACUGGAUACAAUUCCCGGCCUUGUGUUUGAGACAGCAAAAGAAGAUGUGGCACUGCGGACAAGCAUACCGAGGCAGCUGCUCAUGCAGGUGGACAUAGCCGACUCAACAGAAAAACUGAGCAGCCUUCUGAGAAGGCUUGCAGACCGUGUGGAAAACACCAGAGAACUGAGAUCAUCCGACAUGAAGAAGGAUUUCAUUAUGAACCGGCUGCCACCUUGCUUGGGAUGUGAGGCUGAUCUUUUGACCCCAGGUGGGAAGUUGCCAAAAAUAGAUAGCAAAAUCAGACUGCAGUUCAGAGAUCAUGCUGUCGUUACGGUGGAACCGGAUCAAGAGAAUUCCGAUGAAAUCCGCAGAGAGAUGGUUUAUGUGUAUCAUUCAUUGAAGAACAGGAGGGAAACUCACAUGAUGGGGACAGAAGAUGAGACUCACGGACUGCGGUUUCCUUUGUCACACUUGGACGCGCUAAAGCAGAUCUGGAGCAGCAGUGCUGUUUGUGUUAAAGAGCUUAAGCUUAUCUCGGAUGAAGAGAAAGAAAACCUUGCCUUGUCCCUAUGGACUGAGUGUCUAAUCGAAGUCAUUUGA